AUGAUGUUGAAGGUACCGUGUACCGCGCCCGACCAAAUCCAAUCCCUAGCUCCUCAAUGUAGAUUCCUUAACCAGCAUCGUAGCAGUUCCCAUUUCACUCGCCGCAGAGCAAACGCUGUCGUUUACUCUUCCCCUGUCGCUAAGAUUUCUACUCAGCCUGUUGUUUCUGAUGGAGUCACUAAGGUUGAAUCCGGGUGUGAAAGCUUGGCUGAUCGCCUUCGGUUAGGGCACUUGACGGAGGAUGGUUUCUCCUAUAAGGAGAAAUUUAUCGUUAGGAGCUAUGAAGUUGGGAUUAAUAAAACUGCUACCGUUGAGACUAUCGCUAAUUUUUUGCAGGAGGUUGGCUGUAAUCAUGCUCAGAGUGUUGGAUUUUCAACUGAUGGAUUUGCUACAACCCCCACCAUGAGGAAGCUGCAUCUCAUAUGGGUAACUGCUCGCAUGCACAUUGAAAUAUAUAAAUACCCUGCCUGGAGCGAUGUUGUUGAAAUUGAAACAUGGUGCCAAAGUGAAGGAAGAAUUGGAACUAGACGUGACUGGAUUCUGAAGGACUAUGCCACUGGUCAAGUUAUCGGGAGAGCCACAAGCAAGUGGGUGAUGAUGAAUCAAGACACUAGGCGGCUUCAGAAAGUAACUGAUGAUGUCCGAGAUGAAUACUUAGUUUUUUGCCCACGAGAACUCAGAUUAGCAUUUCCAGAGGAAAAUAAUCGAAGCUUGAAGAAAAUUUCAAAAUUAGAAGAUACUACUCAAUAUUCCAAACUUGGUCUUGUGCCAAGAAGAGCAGAUCUAGACAUGAAUCAACAUGUUAAUAAUGUAACUUAUAUCGGAUGGGUUCUAGAGAGCAUGCCUCAAGAAAUCAUCGACACCCACGAAUUACAAACGAUCACCUUGGAUUACAGAAGGGAAUGCCAACAUGAUGAUGUAGUUGAUUCGCUUACCAGUGCAGAAUCUCUUGAGGGUGCUGGUUUAGAUCUUCAUGCAACAAAUGGAUCUGCCACUGCAAUUGCAGGCGAGCAAGACAGUCGUAACUUCUUACAUUUACUUAGAUUCUCAAGUGAUGGCCUUGAAAUUAACCGUGGCCGCACCGAAUGGAGAAAGAAGCCCUCCAGAUGA
Messenger RNA from Jatropha curcas, 1110 nucleotides. It is a transcript of the gene FATA, whose product is annotated as fatA acyl-ACP thioesterase. Gene Ontology annotation, molecular function: acyl carrier activity; fatty acyl-[ACP] hydrolase activity. Lineage: Eukaryota; Viridiplantae; Streptophyta; Magnoliopsida; Malpighiales; Euphorbiaceae. Gene Ontology annotation, biological process: fatty acid biosynthetic process. The record is from RefSeq and is marked provisional.